AUGCCGUAUAAAUUACGCGACUUCGUUAUAUACGGUCUUUGGAACGAAUCAUAUUCUUCUGAUUUUUGUCAAACUCUUCCCAUUUUGUGUGUGCGGAAUCCCUUCAUUAGGUUGUACAGAUCGUGUGAUACUACUAAUCAAAGAGUACAAUUUGAUAUUGAGCCCUGUGGCAAGCAUCUUGCCACUGGUGGGCAGGACGGCGUGGUCCAUAUUUACGACCUUCAAGGUGGCCAAUGGGUGACAGGCUUCCAAGCAGCUGCUGAUACUGUCAACGGUUUCUCCUUCCAUCCAUACCUUCCUCUUGCUACAACAUCGUCUGGGCACAGAAGAUUUGGUAUGCAAGAUGAAUUUGAAGAGGAAUCGAGUUUGGCAGGUGAUGAGAACUGCUGCUCUGUCUGGAAGUUUUCUUGCUCACAAGAAUCUUGAAACAACAUCAAACCCUGAGCUGUGGAGGGACAGGUGAACAUUUUGGA
Messenger RNA from Triticum aestivum (bread wheat), 473 nucleotides. Its product is annotated as telomerase Cajal body protein 1-like. NCBI's taxonomy places the organism in Eukaryota, Viridiplantae, Streptophyta, Magnoliopsida, Poales, Poaceae. Gene Ontology annotation, molecular function: protein binding. The coding region runs from base 1 to 426 and encodes 141 amino acids. The transcript has 6 exons. The record is from RefSeq and is a predicted model, not a curated record.